Molecule: messenger RNA, 1615 nt
Organism: Meloidogyne enterolobii
Lineage: Eukaryota; Metazoa; Nematoda; Chromadorea; Rhabditida; Meloidogynidae
Source: the annotation of a GenBank genome assembly
UUUUUUUGUUUUUUACUAUUUGCUUUUUAGUUGUUCGAUUUUUUCGUUUUUUGCUGCAUAUUUACAUAUUAACACAUUUCCCAGAUUUAGAAUUAGCGCUAAACAAAGAGGGUCAGGCCCGCAUUAGGCUUCUUAAGAUAGAUAAAGACGCCAAUAAAGGUUUUAGUUUCAAAACACAUACCGGGAAAAUUGCGUUUGCGUGUUUCCACAUGCGGAAGUAACUUGGGGGACUAACUAAUUGUAAGCUGCAAGUAAGCUUGCGGGAGAACUUCCGCGGGAAUAAUCCCGCACUUCCUCAAAACGAAUACUGCGGGAUUGCGGGAGCGUUACCUCACAAAAACUUGCGCGGGAUCCCUCCCGCACCGAUCGCCAUUUCUAAACCUUCGCGUAUCUCUAUUAGGCUAUUUAACCAAAUUCAGUUUAUCAUUUUUAGAGCUUUUAAAUGUUGACUCAUAAAUUACGAAGGCGUGUUACUCGUUUUGGAGAACGUCCUCGAGACAUUCGUCAGGCUGGUUUUUUAUUGGAAGGAAAGCCUAUAACAUAUGAAGAUCUUCGAUUUGAGCGUGCAUUAGCUUACAAUCUUGACAUUUCAAAUGAAAUUGUUGUUGGAACACCAAAAGUAAUUGAACGCAACUCAUCUUCAUUGUCUUCAUAUUCUUCAUCUGAUCAAAAUAAAAAACUGCUUAAACGCCCUAGAAACAAAAAAUCAAAGAAGAAGGCGAAAAAUACUUGGGCAGAAGACGAAGCUGUUGCUAAAGAAUUGCAAAGAUUUAAUAAUGAGUUUGAUGAAAUUGAUGACUUUCAAUUGUUGACAGAGGAGGCACCGCGUGAUUUUUAUGUUAUUAAAAAACGAAAGAGGACAACUCCAAAGGAGCUGCAACAAAUUAAUGAACCAGUUGUUACAGCAGAGUCUUCUCUCUUCUUUUCUAAACAAGAAUCAACACAAUUUACUUUAAACAACACACCUCUUCCACCACAACAACAAGAAGAAGAAGAAAAUUUGUCAGCAAAUAUUUCUGUUGAAAAUGAAAUUGUGCCAGAAUCUCCAAUUCUAAACAAUUCACCAAUUUUUAAAGAUAUCCAAGAACAACAACAAUUUGCUUCAAUUUCUUUAAAAUCUCCAACAUUGUUGGAAGAAACUACUCUGAAGUCCAUUCCUCCACAAGUAUUUACUUUGGACUCAACUGAAUCUGUUGGAAUUGUACGAAAUGUUGAUGUUCAGUCAUUGUCUACUGCUAAAGAAUUAACUGAAGCUUCACAAAAUUUAACUGAUGAAAAGUCUUCAAUUAUUUACUCAUCAUCCAAUUUAUUGCCUCCAAAAAGAAUUUUUUCUUCAAUUUGUGAGGAAAAAGGAAAUGCUGUUGUUGAUGUUAUUCAACUGGAUAGUGCUUCGUCUAUUCAACAAAUUUCGUCAAAAAUUCAAACGCGAUCAAUGGCUAAAGAAUCUUCAAAAAUCUGUUCAUCAUCCAAUUUGUUGCCUAAACGAAUUUUUUCUUCUAUUUCUGGUAGUGUGCAAGACAAAGAUCAGGAAGUUAUUCAAUUAGAUUCUUUUAUUAAGCAGCAACCUUCAAGUAUCCAUCAAUCUCUUUCGACAGCUAAAGGUUUUUUCUUCUAA